AUAGAAGCCCCCAGUUCUAAUGGCAGUCAUAUGACCCCGGUCUGUUGCGUCCCCAGGCCUGACCCAGACAUGACCUGCCCCCCCAGUAGCCACACGUUCUGAUCACCCCCACAGAAAAACAGACAGUGAUACAGACACACGAACAUACCACCACUAGGGAGCUAGAACCUUGAUACGCGGCUCACCUGCCUGCCUGCCUGCCUGCCUACCUGACGCUCCUGGCGUAGGCCGGGCGUGGCGGUGGACUGGCGGGGGCGAGGGCGGCGCCGCACAGGCCUCGAGGCGCCCCUGUGUAGCAAGUGGCCGCGAGUGUGACGAUGGAGGCCGCCGAGGGAAGGCGCGCUCCGGAGGCUAGAGUGUAGAGCGGCGCCCCAGCCCGAGUAGAGCUAGGCGGCUCGCUAAGUGACGAGGCGCCGGAACAAACCUUGACUGUGUUGAGCCGAGUCCAGGAGCCUCAGUGAAGCCAGUGUGAGAGGCGGGAAUAAGGCGCCGAUCACAGAGAGACACACGACUACACGAACUCAAACCUACUCACACACGCACUCAAACACACCUAUACGCACAUAACUAGCAAUACAAAACGGGUACACGAUUACUGACACAUUCACACACACUCACAGCAAUACGAUACGAGUCCAUUCAAUUUUACACCAAGUCAUACAUUCAGACACCAGAAAGACCUUUUGAAGGCACUUGUAAACGUUAUUCUGUCCUUCAUUGCCUUCUCGAAACGUUCAUUCAUCAUUUUUCAUCACCAGAGAAAAGAUACAUUGAAUAGGUAACGUCAGUCAGUUGCUUUUCAUCUCAGUUAUCAGUAAACGUCAUAAUCUGAUCAUACAAAACAUAAAGUCUUAAUAAAUUGAUAUAUAACAUAACCAAGUAUACUGUAUAUCCCUCCUGUCUUUCUCCCCUUUUCCCCAGUCGAGUGAUAAUAAUAAUAAUAAUAAUAAUAAUAAUAAUAAAAAUAGUAAACUGAGAGUAACUGUUGAUAUCAUUCUGUCUCUCUUUGAAGAGUUUUCACUCCUUAUUCUUAUUAAUUAAACUUGUAAAGAGGUAAUCUUUAAACUGAACUUUCUUCCCUCCUGAAUUCCCGUCCCGUUGAAGUUCUAGAACUCAUUCACUCACUCACUCAUUCACUCACUCACUCACUAAAGGGAUGGUUUUUCUCAGGGUCUUCAUGCCUCCCACCUGUUCAUUCGUCCUCCCCGCCCCCCCUCUGCCAAUAUGUUAACGCCACGGUCACCACCACCGCACCACCACCGCCACCACUCCCUCUACCACCUCCUCCCCCACCAGUCACCGCAUCACCACCACCACCUGACCCUACCUCACCACCACCACCACCACUUGUAUCAUCACCAUCAUCACCACACGAAUCACCACCACCACCACCACCAAGUUAGCUCCAACCACCACCACCACCACCACCACUGCCACUCUCACCACCACAUACACCCCCACCAAGACAAGAGCGACACCCAACCACCACCACCACCACCUCCGCCACCACAACCCUCCUCUCAGUAAGAAGUGUGAGCGUCUCCCCUACCACCACCACCACCACCACCUCCACCACCACCUCCACCACCACCACCACCUUUUGUAGAGCAAGGGAGGCCACUCCAUAAAUCAGUCUAUAUGAAAAAGGUAUGCGUGGUAUUCCACCUUAGGGCGCCGUGUAUGGAGUACCACACGACAAGAAAAUCCUCUUCCUGCUACGAGCUGCACGUGAUGUUUCCUAACCCUGAGGGGCCUGGAUGUUGCGCUAUUCUCCUCACCAUCGUCUCUUACCUUCUUAUCCUCGCCACCUUCCCCUUCUCACUAUGCAUGUGCAUCAAGGUCGUUCAGGAGUACGAGAGGGCCGUCAUCUUCCGCCUCGGUCGCCUCCUGAAGGGCGGUGCCAAGGGCCCCGGCAUCUUCUUCGUCGUCCCUUGCAUCGAUUCCUACAGGAAGGUCGACCUCCGAACCGUUUCUUUCGACGUCCCGCCGCAAGAGGUGUUAUCCAAGGACUCAGUAACGGUGUCCGUGGAUGCAGUGGUGUACUACCGAGUGUCCAACCCUAUGGCUGCCGUGUGUAACAUCUCCGAUUUCAGCCACUCCACCCGCUUGCUGGCCGCGACCACUCUAAGAAACGUCUUGGGUACGAAGAACUUAGCGGAGAUCUUGAGCGAGAGAGAGAGCAUUUCCCACAACAUGCAGAGCUCCUUAGACGAGGCCACGGACCCUUGGGGCGUCAAAGUGGAGAGAGUAGAGAUCAAAGACGUGCGGCUCCCGGUGCAGCUGCAGCGAGCCAUGGCCGCCGAGGCCGAGGCAGCGCGAGAGGCCCGAGCCAAGGUGAUCGCCGCCGAGGGUGAACAGCGUGCAUCCAGGGCCCUCAAGGAAGCAGCGGACGUCAUCAACGAGUCCCCCGCAGCACUCCAGCUGCGCUACUUGCAAACACUCAGUCAAAUAUCGGCAGAGAAGAAUUCGACCAUCAUAUUCCCUCUUCCAAUUGACUUAAUCAACAAUCUUGUUUCAAAGUAGGAAAGCUCCGCUACCUGCAAACCCUCAACACUGUCUCUGCGGAAAAGAACUCUACUAUCAUCUUCCCAGUCCCCAUUGAUUUCAUCCAGCACUACAUGAGGAAAUAGUUCUGCCUAGUUCUGCAAGCAUCAUGGACUCCAAUAGGUUACUUUGGUUUCUUUGAUCAGUCACCUCCUUAGAACAGUGAGCUCAAAAGUUAGUUAAACAUCACUUUUUUUUCUCACAGAAUGAAAGCAGGAUUUCAACAGCCAGUUCUCGAAGCUACGGGAAGUAUUUUGUAAAGGAGUAACUUUUGCCUUAAAACUCAUGACUGACGAUUCCAUGGAUCCUGAGGGAAAUCAGUUCUUGAUAAAUGAAUUUUAGUGUAUAUAAUUAGAUUUUUAAAUAGUUAGGUAUUCCAUAUAUUAUCUUGCUAUGAAAAGUUUGAAUAGAUAAGUUAGGAAAUGGUUAUCCGUAGAUUUGAUUAUCUACUUCUGAGUUGUUAGUUGUAUACAGAUUUCAGUUUAAAGGCAUAAAGGGAAUUAUUUUGGUGAAGAUAACUUUAAUUGAAAGCAAUAUGCUAAAAAAAAUAUUUUCAUAUACAUGCAACAGUUGUCAUCAAGAUUGGAGAAAUUACUUUACUAGGAGGAAAAUAGCCAGUUGGAACUUCCUUGAACCUAACCAUUAAGCCUUUUUUUGUGUUGUGAGAUACAUUAAUCACCAGUCUUUACUUGUCUAGCUUGUAAUGAAUUUGUCUGGUAUUUUACAUAACUGAUUUAUCAUUGAUUUCAAUAGCUAUUAGGGAGUCAUUAAUACCUAUUUGAUUAACGGUGGCUUCUGAGUUGCUAUGAUUUAUACUCUUACAGUUGCACCUACUGACAGGUAAAGACACAAUGGACCACUUAAUUCAAAUGGUAUUAACUUUUAAGGAAGUGUGAGAGCAUCAGCAUCACGCACUCUGACUCAGUGCUUGAACAACAGACGGAAAGUUCAACGAUACCAGAUACUUUUGAGAAGUCUUCAGUGCUUUCUUAUCUUCUUCAAACACUGGAUCAGAACAGCUUGAUUACCAGACAAGCAGAUUACGAAGAUAGGUUUUGUAUAGAGAAUACAGGUCACUCUAGCAGUCUAGAACAUGUCUUGGGAGACUUACUAUGAUUGUUAUUGGAAAUCCAAUAGAAGUUGAGGUUCCAAUUUCUUGGUUGACCCUCAUGAAAUGAUGAAAACUGUUUCAUACAGUUCUUUCUUUUAAAGAAAGAAAUAUCUUUAUAUAUCAUGAAGAAGUAGAAGUAAACCUCACCUCUGUAUAAAUGUUUCAUAACAUUGGCCCUCCAUCAAUGUAGAGAAAUUAAUAUUUAUAUGCUUAUUAGACUGAGAGGUUUAUAUUACCCACAGUUACAUAGGUAUAAUUCCUACUUAUUUGACUAGUUAUCAAAUUGAUUAUGCAUAUUAUGUUAAGUUCAAAGAAUAUUGGGAUACCUGCACUCCAUAUUAGCCUUAGUAGAAUAGCCUAUCUUUAGUCAUUUGCAGAAGCUUGUUUGCCUGUUUUCCUGUUGACUUCCUUGUGCUCCUCCUGCUGCUCCCUUCAUGACCGAUAUUCUCUUAUGUCAAAAAUGUUAGUCAGAAAAGGAUCAGCCACAGAGGAGACAGGGAAGUCAUGGUCUGCUUGCAUUCACAGUGACUGUGAUGUGUGUCACUGCGUGGCGAUGCACUGCCGUGUUGGGCUGCCCGGCCACCCAGACCCCAGCCAGCCAAGACACUGGUUUAGAUUUGUACUCGUUUUACAUUACCACCAGUCAUAUCAAAGCCAUAGUGCAUUUUUCUUUGUUCUUGUUGCAAUUAGAACCUUAGCAAUGUACUCACUGAAGCAGAGGUUCCCGGCCUGGGACGCCACACCUCCGGGGGUGAAAGAGGGAAUUUCUAAGGGUGACAAAGUGGCUUGUGUAGAUUAAUUUUACUGCUUAAGUUUUUAUCUGAAUAUAUUGGAAUUAAUUGAACAAUUCAGAUUUCCAUUUAAUGCAAUGAGUUAAGAGCUUAUUUUUAAAAUCAAUUUGUUCACAGGAAAUACAGUGAAGUUUAAUUUGUUACAAAAAUUUGAAAUUAGCCUUAAUCUUCAUAUGUGACAUCACUUUUUGUGGAAGGUGAAAACAUCAGUCAAACAUUGUGGGGCACAGGAAGGCUUGGGAACCACUGCGCUAAGUUGUAAAAAAAAAAAAAACUGAGUGAGUACUUAUACAUUAUGUAUCUUUCUUAAAUAUUUCAGUACUUCAGGCCAAGCUGAGCACUAGUUACUUUGGCACCGUGCAGGAAACUGUAGGCAUACUCCUGGUGGAUAAAACUGCCAGUUGUGUGUGAUUCUAAAGAAAGGAAAAGUAAUGUUGUUGCCGCCACUCCCUCAAGCCGUGGGGACUUAUCCCUCACCGCGCCGGGCUGCCGGGCUGGGGCCCCGGGCAGCUGUGUCCCUUGUCAUGUUGUGCAGUGCAUCUCAGGUUUGUUUUUCUGAUUGUAAAUCAUAACAUAUAAUUUUAAGAUUAUGCAGCACAUUAUAUUCAAUUAAUUUUUAACACGACAUGCAUAUAUUUUACAGAUAUAGAUUGAAAACAAGAAAAGAAGUUUUAGAACUUAUCUUGUUCCAUAUUUUGUCUUUGUAAUCCUAGAGAGUAAAGUACCUACACAAAAUGAAAUAAAUAUUGUCUUUAGAGUAGGUUUCAAUCUUUACAUUCUCCAAACAGAAUUCAAUUUUCCAUUUCUUGUGUGCUACUUGGAGAUGAAGCAAAGUAUUUUACUCUGUAAAUGAAGUUUGAAAGAACAUAUCUUCAUAACUGUACAUAGCAUAUUUGUAAUUACAACAAAUGCAGUAUCUUUUGAAAAGGUUAUCAAAAAUUUUGGCCAGUAAUUUUCUCUCUCAGACUACAUUGGCCUCCGUUUGCCAUCUUAAAUGUGUUUGGAUCAAGUGAUAUUUAUAUUGCACCUCUGUAUUUAUGGUCUGCAGCAUGUUAUUAGAUUUAUUGUGGUAAGAUUUUCUGAUUUAAGCCUAGAUAUGCAUUUCAUUGUGGUUCCAUGUGGAAUGUAAUGCAACUUUCACAGUGACAUGAAAUGAUAUCUAAAGCUGAAAUUGAGAUUUCUCUGAAAUUUGCUACACUACCUUGUACCCAGAAAUUGACUCUAGAAAAAAAAAAUUGAUCCAGAAAAUCCUUUAGACUUGUAAUAAAAGACUUCAGAAAAACCAGACAUCAAGUGUAGCGCAAAACAUAUAUAUUAUGACAAGUCAGUCUUGCUAGGAAUGCACAGGAAUGGUUUUUCUGGGGUAACAUGCUUACUUGUGUGUUACCAUCCAUUAAUGUUAAAUCAUGUUUCUUUUAUACAGAAUAAGAAUAAAUUUUACUUCAUCAGA
Messenger RNA from Eriocheir sinensis (Chinese mitten crab), 5896 nucleotides. Its product is annotated as mechanosensory protein 2-like. The record is from RefSeq and is a predicted model, not a curated record. Gene Ontology annotation, cellular component: plasma membrane. Lineage: Eukaryota; Metazoa; Arthropoda; Malacostraca; Decapoda; Varunidae. The coding region runs from base 1639 to 2523 and encodes 294 amino acids. The transcript is spliced from 8 exons.